AUGGCACAAAAGGGCCUACGUCAAUUUCUUGGACACUGGGAUCAUGUUGAGGUGUGCGGGUACAAGUCGUACGUUUCAACACAGCGCUCCAUUUUCACGCUUGGAGAGGUUGACAUCAAGUGCAGCGUCAACAUCCGAGGCCAGCCCUUUGUUCAACGACAGCCACAGAUCCUCUCGAGUACGUCUGUGGUGUUGUUCGCAACAUCGUGGGUAACUCCAUAUAUUACGCAAAGAAAGCACUUGGAGCUCUGCUCUCGAGUGGCCAACGUCACGCUCAUACUUUUGCGUUAUUUCACCUGUUCCACGUUGGUUUCACAUACCUCGCGCGCUGCUACUCAAUCCUUCUUCACAUCCCAUUUUUCCGCAUGCCCGAUUUAUAUUCACCCCGGAGAUCGUUUGAGCGGCGAUGUGCUCUCUGCGUUCACCUCUUCUGUUCUAUUUUACUCGCUGGACUUUACAGACCUCCACAACUUGUCCACAACACCAUCGCCUGGCCGUCGUCAAUACCCACCUAUACGCGUAGGAUUUCAGUCAAAUCCCGAUCUCAGAUAUACGUUGACCCUCAUCCCCAGCCCAAAAUUCUCCAUCUUCGUCAGUUCUUCAUCUUCAAAGCAUCUCAAGCUCUAUAUGCACCUUCCCCGAAAGUGGGUCACUCCAUUGACGAGAGGUGGAAAGUACCAGGUGACUGCUAAAUUAGGUGUCGUAAUGAUGUUACAUUGA
Messenger RNA from Laccaria bicolor S238N-H82, 720 nucleotides. RefSeq lists its product as uncharacterized. The transcript has 4 exons. Lineage: Eukaryota; Fungi; Basidiomycota; Agaricomycetes; Agaricales; Hydnangiaceae. Bases 1 to 720 code for a protein of 239 amino acids. The record is from RefSeq and is a predicted model, not a curated record.